AUGACCGGCCACGGAAGGGGACGAGGCCGAUCUUACGAGGGCCGCGGUGGUCGCACUGGCGGACGAGACGGCCACAAGCACGAGCAUGCGGAAGCAAACAAGGAAAGAAACAUCAUUGGUUUCUUGAGCAAACCCUUGUCAGAGCGAUUUGCAGCAUUGCAUGCGUCUGCGCUUCCUGUGAAGAAGAACGUCACACAGCAAAGUGCAACACGCGUUCAAGCUGUUCAAAAGGCGAAGCGUCAAACGAACGUGAAUACACGCCGAGGUCUUUCCGCUCCUCCUCCUCCCGUUGCCCACAAACCCGCCACUGCAAAACAUGAAACAAAAAAGCUGGCUCGGACACCCCAGAAUAUUCGAGGGAUCAGCAGUAACAGGGGUCGAGGUGGCCGGGGACGUGGCGGUCGUGGAGGCUACGGAGGACGCGGGAACCACGGCAUUCGUGGUAACGAUCAAAAUGCACCCUCCACUAAACCUGAAGACUUGGACUUUGACAUGGAUACGUACUGGCACCAAGGAGGCAAAGGGCCGGACCCGAAGCAGGCGGAAUUGGAUCGUCAGAUGGAAGCGUACUGGGCGGCAAAACCUGAGAGGGAGAUUCCAGACUGGUCCUCCUAAUCUAAUGUACCAGUGCAACACCGCGA
This is a messenger RNA of Aphanomyces invadans, 641 nucleotides long. RefSeq lists its product as hypothetical. Lineage: Eukaryota; Oomycota; Saprolegniomycetes; Saprolegniales; Verrucalvaceae. The transcript has a single exon. Bases 1 to 615 code for a protein of 204 amino acids. The record is from RefSeq and is a predicted model, not a curated record.